CCCUUGAAAAAGGGAGCAUCAAAAAUUGUCUAGUAUACUUAUUUUGUCACAUCUAAGUUCAUCCCACACCUACACUAGUAAGUACCACUGCUCGGGAGAAAAGUAUUGAAAAUAGCAUAAUUUUAAUAAACAGUACUAAUCGAUUCAUUUGAAUCAUUUCAAUGACAAUAAAUCUAAAAAUACUACACAGAUAGCUGUUUUUCAAGCAGCAUCAAGAAAUGGAAAAUUUGUGUGUGUUGGCUAGUGAUAGAAUUCGAGGCCAAAUGUCUCAUAUUCGAGUCCUCCGUCACACGAUAUUUAAAAUUCGUGUGUGAAGUCCGUCGGCGCUGAUUUUCAUUGAUGUAUCUGCUUGCAACAGUCCAAUGAUGUCCAGCUGCUUAAAAGCAUGGUUACAUCCAAACAGCUGUGAGAAUAACCCCCCAACACCCACCCCCCAGCUUCCUUGAAACCUAAAACUAAUAGUAACAUCUAUUUCUUGAUAUAAUUCACCAAACUCCCAUCCUUGGAUAAAAAUGCAAAAAAACUAUAAUAUGUGGUUUGCAUUGCAUGGCAUGCAUGUUGAAUCCAUUACUCUCACGUCAUUAGCUUAGCUGUCUCUUCUCCUAUUCCCUUUCCACACGCAUGCAUCCCUUUCCCACCAACUCAUCCUCAUCUUUAAUCUAUUUCACUUCAAAAACCCUAUUUAAACCCCUUCUUCAAGUUCACUCUCAUGCACACCACCUACUUUUUUAUAGAAUUCAAAGCAAAAAAAAAAAAAAAAAAGAUUAGAUGAUUCUUCAAGUUGCUUUACCUCAGAUGAAGAUGUUCCCUGUGCUUCUGCUGUUGCUAGCAGCCUUUGCUGGGGCUGUUCUUGCUGGUGGCAAUUUCAACCAAGAUUUCGACAUCACGUGGGGCGAGGGCCAGGCGAAAAUACUCGAUAACGGGAAGCUUCUUACCCUUUCCUUGGACAAGGCUUCUGGUUCUGGAUUUAGGUCCAAAAAUCAGUACAUGUUUGGGAAGAUUGACAUGCAGAUCAAGCUCGUUGCUGGUAACUCUGCUGGCACCGUCACGACCUACUACUUGUCUUCCUUAGGGUCGAACCACGAUGAAAUCGACUUCGAAUUUCUCGGCAACCUCACUGGGGAUCCUUACAUCCUGCACACAAACGUAUUCGCACAAGGGCAAGGUAAUAGAGAGCAGCAGUUCUACCUCUGGUUCGAUCCCACAAAGGACUUCCACACCUACUCCAUCUUGUGGAACCCUCUCGGCAUCAUAUUCUCAGUAGAUGGAACUCCCAUCAGACAAUUCAAGAACCAUGAAUCCAAAGGGAUAUCUUACCCCAAAAACCAGCCGAUGUGGAUCUUCUCGAGCCUGUGGGAUGCAGAAGAUUGGGCAACAAGAGGAGGGCUCGUCAAAACUGACUGGACACAAGCCCCUUUCACGGCCUCCUACACAAACUUCAAUGCGCUGGCUUGCACGAGCCCAUCCGGUUCCUGCUCCAAGAACUCGUCUGCCAAUUCAUGGUUCUCUCAGUCGCUGGACAAUCCUGGGAUAGAAAGAAUAAAAUGGGUGCAAAAGAACUACAUGAUCUACAACUAUUGCACCGAUUCCAAACGUUUUCCAAACGGAUUUCCACCAGAGUGCUCCAUCAUAUGAUAAGAUACCAGAAUUUGUCAUUGAUUACUUAAACCAAUCCAUGCUCAGAGGUUCUGAUGAGCACCUGCUGCACAUAUGUUAUUCUUUCAGUAAUGUGCCGAAUAAACAAAAAACAUGUUAGCCGAAA
Messenger RNA from Salvia miltiorrhiza (redroot sage), 1762 nucleotides. RefSeq names its product xyloglucan endotransglucosylase protein 1-like. Gene Ontology annotation, molecular function: hydrolase activity, hydrolyzing O-glycosyl compounds; xyloglucan:xyloglucosyl transferase activity. Lineage: Eukaryota; Viridiplantae; Streptophyta; Magnoliopsida; Lamiales; Lamiaceae. Gene Ontology annotation, biological process: cell wall biogenesis; xyloglucan metabolic process. The record is from RefSeq and is a predicted model, not a curated record. Bases 769 to 1635 code for a protein of 288 amino acids. Gene Ontology annotation, cellular component: apoplast; cell wall. The transcript is spliced from 3 exons.